Molecule: messenger RNA, 14628 nt
Organism: Zasmidium cellare ATCC 36951
Lineage: Eukaryota; Fungi; Ascomycota; Dothideomycetes; Mycosphaerellales; Mycosphaerellaceae
Exons: 3
Coding region: 1-14628 (4875 amino acids)
Biological process (GO): secondary metabolite biosynthetic process; amino acid activation for nonribosomal peptide biosynthetic process
Cellular component (GO): cytoplasm
Molecular function (GO): catalytic activity; phosphopantetheine binding
Source: RefSeq, a predicted model, not a curated record
AUGAAACCAGAACUUUCCAUAUCGAAUCCAAAUCCGCGGAAGCUGCCUGGACCUGAACUGCUACAUGAGCUGGUUCCGCGAGAGCAGAGGCUGGGUAUUGCGGCAAUCGAGCAUGCAGCAGAAGAUGGAUCGAUUGUCAGCCUGAAUUAUGGCGAACUCCAUCAAAACGCGGAAGCCUUGGCACGACGGAUUGUCGAAGCUGCCAAACACGGUCCACAUCAAGGUGAUCGAUUCAUCGUUCCGAUACUGAUACCGCAGUCUCUGGAUCUGUACAUAUCACAGUUGGCCUCACUCCAGGCAGGUGGUGCCUUUUGCCCCAUCGUUCUGGACGCUCCUGAAGAGAGACUUCGAUUCAUUCUGCAGGACACGGGGGCAAGUGUCCUACUCACGACUGCAUUCUACCAACAACAAUUACCGACUUUCGAUGGCAUCGAAGUCAUUGCCGUCGAUGAUGGCCACCGAACGACAGACACCGAACCACUUAAUCUGCAUACUACACCGCAAGAUGCAGCGUAUGUAAUGUAUACCAGUGGCAGCACUGGACAACCAAAGGGGGUCAUCAUUUCACAUUCAGCAGUGACGCAGGCGUUACUGGCACACGAUGAGCACAUACCUAAAUUCUCAAGAUUCUUGCAAUUCGCUAGCCCAACGUUUGACGUCUCAGUCUUUGAGAUCUUCUUUCCUUGGUACCGACAAUGCACACUGGUCAGCUGCGAUCGGAAACGAUUGCUCAACGACUUGCCCGCAGCAAUCAGCGCCCUUCGCAUCGACGCUUGCGAACUGACGCCUUCCGUCGUGAGCAGCCUCCUCAGGGGACGUGCCAGCGUUCCUUCGCUGAAGGUUCUUCUGACAAUUGGGGAAAUGCUAAAACCAUCUGUCGUAGAAGAGUUCGGCGGAAGCAGCUCAGAACCGUCUCUACUACAAGGCAUGUAUGGUCCAACUGAGGCCACUAUUCAUUGCACACUCCAGACGAACUUCCCCAAAGAUAUGGCUUGUGGAAUGAUAGGCGUGCCACUGGAAACAGUGUCGGCUUUUGUAGUCAAGAUUCCGGACGAGAGCUCGAGCCAGCCCCAACACUUAGAGAUCGUCGACCUGGGCGAAGAAGGCGAGCUUGCUGUGGGAGGUUAUCAGCUGGCAGAUGGCUACCUCAAUCGCGAAGAGCAGACCAGAGCUGCUUUUGUCGAGCAUCCCCAGCAUGGCUUGCUGUAUCGCACAGGUGAUCGAGCUCGGAUGCUGUCAAAUGGAAAGUUUGAAUGCUUGGGACGCAUCUCGAAUGGUCAAGUGAAGCUGCGUGGACAGCGGAUCGAAUUGGGCGAAGUCGAACAUGCUGCGUCAAGGGCGCCUGGCUGUCGAGACGUGGUCGCCGAGGUCAUUCAAGGCAUCUUGGUGGUCUUUUGUGUCUCUGAGAACGCUUCAGCUACCAGGUCGUCCGUGUUGACGACUUGUCGAAAGUGGCUGCCCUCGUUCAUGGUGCCAGGUGAAGUUAUCAUCUUGGAUGCCUUGCCGUACCUGCCAUCGGGAAAAUGCGACCGCAAAGCCUUGCGGCAACAAUUCAUGGAGGAUCAAGAUCAUGGCGAAGAGGAGGUCACCCAGUAUGGCGAGGUUGCAAGGCGGGUGAUUGAUGUUAUCGCUGACGUACUCAACGCUGAAGUCAACGCAAAAUCGUCUCUGUCCGGGCUUGGGGUUGACUCACUAUCGUCAAUUCGGAUCACAGCAGCACUGCGCAAGGCAGGGUUGCGACAGCUUGACGCAACCGACAUACUGUCUGCGAACACGCCCCUCGAGAUCGCACAGAAGCUCGAUAGCGACGAACAAGACCACAUCGGGGCCACGAACGGAAGCCCUCAUCGACGUGCAGUUCAAGAAGCCCUUUCUCAGGCAAUUGGCCCUGAACUGCUCACAGAAGUCGAGGACUUCUUCCCCUGUACUCCGGUGCAGAUCGCCAUGCUGACCGAAACCCACAAGCAACCCGAUGCAUAUUGCAACUGGGCCGAAUUCCAAGUGACCGGUUCUUCCAACUGCUCGGAUGUCAUGGAGGCGCUUCAUGAAGUCGUUCGCAUUCAUCCAAUGCUGCGAUCGGGCUUUGUACCUAUCAGUAGCACUCAGUGGAGCUUUGCAACAGUCAUUUGGACACAUUUGAGUCCGCAUCAAGUCAUCGAGACAACCGCUUUCAACUAUGACUUCAACUUGAAGAAUGAUGCCGACUUUCUCCAUACCAACAGCUUUCAAGUGAUGCAAACCCAAGACGGCAUUCAUGUCCUGCUCAAAGCUCAUCAUGCCGCCUUUGACCAAUGGUCACUCGAUCUUCUGAAAACUCAUUUCGAGGCUAUAUUGGCAAAUCAGCAGCUCCCGACUCUACACUCCUUCGGUCUAGUCGUCGACUACCACGCUGAAGCACUGCGAGACGGCGUGCCACCCUCAACAAUGGACUUCUGGCAACAAGUGGUUCGAGAUUCAAGCCCGACCACUCUACCACUGCUGCAAGCGCAGGAAGUGCCUCCCUCACUCUCUCGAACAAAGUGGCGGAACCUCGACCAAGAUGCCUCAUCAUUGAGACAACUUUCGCAGCAGCUCAACUGCAGCCUGCCCGCCAUUUUGCAGGCGGCUUGGGCACUGCUUCUUGGAUCCUACACCGGAUCGUCUGACAUCACGUUCGGCUGUGUGUUUUCAGGCAGGAACCUCCCAGUCAGCGGCAUCGACGAGGUCUUUGGACCAUGCCUUGCGACUUUACCUCUACGAGUCGAUACUGACACCGCGGAUACCUGUACCGACCUUGUCGGAGCCUUGACUGAGCGUACUCGAGCAAUGCAGAAGCACAUCUGGACACCUACAACUGCCAUUCGACAAGCUGCGGGAGUCACGCCAGGGAUGACGCUUUUCGAUACUCUAUUCAUUUGGCAGGAGAGUAUUUUCAAUGAUGAUAUACAGGGCAGCAGGGUCAAGCUGGUUGACUCUCGAGAUCAACUGGAGUUCAACUUAAUUCUCGAGUUCGAGCCAACGCCCGAAAAGAUCAAGAUGCGAGCGACUUACCAACAGAGCUUGAUCAGCUCGGAGCAGGUUGAUAUACUGCUGCGCCAGCUCAACGCACUUGCUUCGGCCAUAGCUACCUCACCACAACGUUCUUUGAAGGACAUGUGGUCUGCUGUCAGUUCAGGGGUGCUGUCGAUCGCGAACCCAAAUCCCAGCAAAUACAGCGACAAGUUUGACUUGACUUCUGUCAUCCAGCGACAUGCAACGGACGAUCCAUCCGCAACGGCCAUCUUGUUUGCAGAAUCGAUCACCGAGGAUGGCUUCAAUACGACAUCCAUCUCGUACCGAGAGUUAGAUGCAAAGGCAAAUCGCAUGGCUCAUGUCUUCAUCGAGGCAGGCUUGAAACCAGAGGGGUUAGUGUGUAUAUGCAUGGCAAAGUGCAUCGACCUUUACGUCGCUAUGCUGGCAUCUUUCAAGGCUGGCGCUGGAUACCUCCCGCUUGUGCCCGACACUCCAGCAGCAAGGGCGAAAUCUGUGCUUGCGCAAACCACGAUCGACAUGUGCGUAUGCGAUGCCGAUACUACCCAGAAUUUCGAGAGGUUGACGACAGCUCCGGUCUUAGACAUGUCCAGAACCAACUUGACAAAGUACCCUAGAAGCCCUCCCGCAGUUACUCAAUCUGGUUCCCGAAUUUCGUAUGCUGUCUUCACUAGUGGCUCAACCGGCGAGCCAAAGGGCGUCGCUGUGACCAUGAACAAUCUGAAAGGAAAUUUAGGCGUCCUCGGCGAGCUCUACGAAGUGCGACCAGGUGACCGUCUACUCCAAGCAUGCUCUCAGGCCUUCGACGUGAGCGUAUUUGAGAUCUUCUUCGCUUUCUACAGCGGCAUGUGCUUGUGUACUGCUACAAAAGAGAUCAUGUUCAGCGAUUUCAAACGCAGUAUACGAGAAUUUGGAGCCACUCAUCUGUCUCUCACGCCCACUGUUGCUGCUCUGGUUCGACCUGAAGACGUUCCAAGUGUCAAAUUCCUGGUCACUGCUGGCGAAGGGAUUACAGAGAAAGUACACAGGCUGUGGUCCGGCCGAGGCUUACACCAAGGAUAUGGUCCCUCUGAAACGACAAAUAUCUGCUCUGUAAAGAUGCAUCAUUCUCCCCAAGAUAUCCUGGGCAACAUCGGACCGCCGUUUCGCAACACUUCUGCCUUCGUGCUAUCUCCUUCAGAGGGGUUCAACAUUCUGCCAGCUGGUGCAUACGGCGAGUUUGCGUUUGGAGGCGAACAGGUGUUUCGAGGAUACAUCGGCCGCGAAGACCUCAACUCUAUCAAAAUCAUCGACCACCCUCAGUACGGUCGGGUUUACAAGAGUGGUGACAUGGGCCGCAUACUUCCAGAUGGUACACUGCUGAUCUCAGGUCGGCUGGACGACCAAGUCAAAAUCAGGGGUAACCGUGUGGAACUCGGCGAAAUCAACGCGAUCGUGUCUGAUCAUCCGGAGGUCCUUGAUUGCACCACCAUCGUGCUCGGCGAGGGCAGUUCAGCACAGGCUUUGGUAACAUUCUUUGUGCCUGCUUCUUGUCGACGUGACUCAGCAUCUAGCCUUUCCGUUGCUGAUGUUCCUUCAGCUACCAUCUCUGAGAUCUUUGGUCGACUUGAAAGCGCUCUUCCCGCAUACAUGCUGCCAAGCACACUCGUUCCCGUCGACGAGUUGCCCAUCACAUCUCAGGGCAAGCUUGACAAGAGGCUUCUGCAACAGGCACUGAACAGUCUUGACAGGUCAAACCGCGACAGAUACUCACGCUCACACGAAGUGAGCUCCGGAGACCAACCUGCAUCAUCGAUGGAGGUUUCGAUGGCUGAGACCCUGGCACAAGCUCUAGAAGUGCCACCAGCAGACAUAUCCAGAGACACGUCAUUCUUCGCUCUGGGCUUGAACUCCCUCAACGCGAUGCAGUUCGCUCGGUUGCUUCAGAAACGCCUAGAUGCCGUAGUGGGAGUGACGGCAGUCAUGAAGUACCCAAGCAUUGCAAGAUUAUCGCAAGCCCUCUCGAUCUCAUCACCGGACGACUCAAGCCAGAGCACCAGCAAUGCUCUGAACGUGUUUUCGAAAGACGUUGUUCAGGAGGUCCGAUCAAUACUGGCUAAACGUGAGCUGGAGAUCGAAGCCAUCCUACCGUCCACGCCUUUGCAACAGGCAAUGCUGUCAGCGAGCAUCUCUAAAGGGGGCGAGGCCUACUGCAACACCACCAAGUUGAGUAUGUCUGGUGACUUGGAGAAGCUUCGAGACAUAUGGGAUGAUAUGAUGGAACGACAUGCAAUUCUCAGGACUGUCUUCGUGGAAACGACCUCUGUUGCGCAUCCCUAUGCCCAAGUUGUUUUGAGAACACCACCUCAAGUUUGGCACAGCCUUCGUAAAGAUUCUACCCAACCAAAUGGCAAAUCAAAUGGGCAUACGAAUGGACACGCCAACGGGCAUGUCGCUCUUAUGCCCAAGCUACCUCUUGCCACUCCAGAAUCGCCCCUAUCCAUAUACCAAGACGGCACCCAACUGUAUCUGCAGAUGCAUCACGCCAUUUACGAUGGCAUUUCCGUGGCAAACCUCUUCAAUGAGAUGAGUCAACUUUACGAUGGGCAAGCCUUACCUCCACCGGUUUCGUUCGAGCCAUUCUUGGGUGAAGUAAUGCGCCAGAAUGGAGACGCAGCACGCCAAUUCUGGUCACAGAAGUUCCGAGGCUUUCGGCCAAGUCCAUUGCCGCACCAAAAAGACGAUGUUGAAGAGCAGGAAGACGUCCUCGACAGAACAAUCGCAAUUGAGGCACAGUACCUACAGGCCUUUUGUGCGCGACACAGCUGUACAACACUCAGCGUCUUCCAGGCUGCGUGGGUGAAGACACUGGUCUGUGCCCAACAAGAACCAGAUCUCUGCUUCGGCAAUGUAGUCAGUGGAAGGUCUGUCCCCGUGGCAGACGUCGACCGGCUUGUCGCGCCCUGCUUCAACACGAUACCACUCAGAAGUCAAGUCCAGCAUGUCCGUACAAACCUUGGCCUUGUCCAAGACCUUCAUCGAACCAACAUCGACACGCUGCCAUUCCAGCUUACUGGUCCUCGUCAAGUCCAGGCACUCUCACAGAUACCGUCGCAGCAUCUCUUUGACUCGCUGUUACUCCUCCAGCCUUACCAAGAGGAGUCUGACUUAUGGAGUGUCGAAGAGGAUAGAAUGGAUAUGGGGAUCCCACUUGCGCUCGAGAUCAUCCCUCGAGACAAGACGCACGAGCUGUAUCUACACUACAUGCCAAGUGCAGUCUCACAUGCCUUGGCAUCGUCCCUGGUGGAUGGGUUUGUGGCUGCUCUGAUGUCGUGUGUCCGGUAUCCAUCGAGUGCGCCGGAUCAUUUUCUGGAUUUCGACAAGAGCCGCAUCGAAAGCAAGUUGCAGUCCGAGAAAGAGUCGGCAGCUGUCAACGGAGAGCUUGGUGGUUCUACAGAGAACGACGACAAAUGGAGUGAGACCGAAGAAGCGAUUCGCAAGGCGUUCUCCAAGCUGGCAGGUGUCGACCGCGAACGGAUAUCGAAGCAGACCUCACUCUACCAAAUCGGGCUGGAUAGUCUCAAUGCGGUACAGGUCGCAUCUGCGCUACGGCAGCAAGGCUUCAAGUUGGACGCUGCCGAUGUCAUGCAAUAUCAAACCCCUGUUGCACUUGCCAGCUUCCUCAGUUCAAAGCAACCCGAUGCGACUCCCCAGCAAGCAGCCGUGGACCUGUCAGCGUUCGACCGAAAGCACAGAAAAGUUAUUGCCAAUAACUCAAGGCUUGACGAAGACAUCGUAGAAGCUGUGCGGCCUUGCACUCCUACUCAGAGUGGCAUGCUGGCUCAAUUCAUCCAGGCUCAGGGUGCUCUGUACAUGAGCCAUAGCGUCUACGUCGUUCCAGAGUCUGUCAGCUUUGAGCAGAUCAAAGCAGCUUGGGCGGCCGUGGAGCGUAAGCACAAGGUCUUGCGUAUGGGAUUCUACCAGAUGGACGAUGCAAAUACUCCAUUCGCCAUGGUCAUAUUCAGGCCUGGUGAGUUCUUCGAGAAGGUCAAUCUAUCGGAAAGCCUUCAGGAGGAAGCUUCGUUUGAGCAAUUUGCUCGAGACGACGUGUUCAGGGCUAUGUACAUGCCUGCUUGGAGACUGCACCUUGACGCUUCGAAAGAAGAGCGCAGGAUGAGCUUGUCUCUUCAUCAUGCUCUAUACGACGCCGAUUCUCUCCACAUCCUGUUGACAGACUUCGCGAGAGCAGUCCAGGGUCAAAACCUCGGUCCUGCCGCUGAGAUCGAUCAGGCUAUUAUAAGCCAGAUAUCUGGAGCCAGCGAGAACAAAUCGAUCGCAGAGAAGUUCUGGAAGGAGACACUUGAGUCCUCCAGAGCUUUGAAAUUGCCAAAUCUGACGCCUACUAUCGUUACUGAAAGCAGCGCGAAGACGGCCCGUCACCCCUCGUCCAUUACAGUGACGACAGUGGACAGCUUCUGCCGGGCCAAAGGCGUGACCAUUCAAGCACUUGGACAGAGCGUCUGGGCAAUGCUACUGGCGCAGUAUCUCGGCGAGGCAGAAGUGACCUUCGGUACUGUGUUAUCCGGCUCCUUCAGCACGUCUCAGCCUGUGGCAUUUCCGGCAAUCUCAACACUGCCAGUGCAUUGUAACACGAGCAAAGACACGACUGAUCUCGUACACGACAUGGUGACAUACAAUGCUUCCCUCCAGAGACAUCGUUUCACGCCACUGGCAGACAUCCAACGAUACGCUGGAUCGGCGGGCCAGGCUCUCUUUGACACUAUCUUCGUCUAUCAGAAGUCUGCAGAGGACACAGAGGACCGCUUUGACUGGACAGCUGUCACCGAUGAUCUCGGCAUUGACUAUAUUGCGUCGAUGGAGAUGGAGACACCAGAUGCAAGCAACGUCCAGCUUCGAUUGACAUACGACACGCAAUCGAUUCCGACAGAUCAUGCUUCUCUAAUGAUCAGACAGUUCGACGCAACUUUACGGAGCGUGGUGGAAGACGGUCAACAAAGCACAUCUCAGGACAUGGAUCUUAUGUCAUUUGUGCCGGCGAAAGACCCAACAAUACCGUGUUCCGUCAGCCUGCUGCAUCAAUUCGUCGAGCGAGGAGCAAGGACCCAUCCUGAUCGACCGGCCCUCGAGUUCAUUCAUGCUCUUGACGGUGGUGAGAAGACGCGGAAGAAGUGGACCUAUAAGCAGCUGGACGAGCGAAGUAACCAAGUCGCCCAUGUAAUUCAGCAGUGGGGAGUCAAGCCAGGAGGUAUUGUGGCAGUGUGCAUGUCAAAGUGUGCAGAAGCGACCUUUGCCUUUGUGGGAAUCUUGAAGGCAGGCUGUGCGUUCCUUGCGAUGGAUCCGGAUCUGCCACCCGCGAGGAGAUAUUUCAUCAUGGAGGACUCUAAGUCCCAGCUUCUCUUCGUCGAUGAUGGAAAAUUGGAUGAGCAGCUGGACGCAAUCGUGCCCAACAUUGGGCUAAAUGAGGACGUGCUGACGAAUUUGCCAUCAUCGCCUGUCCCUCUGCCGACCAUUCAACCAAAUGCAACAAGCUAUUGCCUAUAUACGAGUGGAACGACCGGCACACCCAAGGGAUGCGAACUCACCCACGAAAAUGCCGUCCAAGCCAUGAUGUCCUUCCAGAGACUAUUCGCUGGCCAUUGGGACGAGAAUUCGAGAUGGCUUCAGUUCGCCAGCUACUGGUUCGAUGUAUCAGUCCUCGAGCAGUUCUGGAGCUGGAGUGUCGGCAUCACAGUAGUCGGAGCACCCAGAGAUCUUGUACUUGAAGAUCUGGCCGGCUUCAUCCAACAAGCCAACAUCACGCACAUCGACCUCACACCGUCACUGGCCAGGUUGCUCACGCCGGAUCAAGUGCCCAGCCUACAUAACUACGUCUUCAUCACAGGAGGCGAAGCUUUGAAGCAAGAGAUCAUCGAUCGUUGGGGUCCGUACGAGACCAUCUGCAAUGGUUAUGGUCCAACUGAGGCGACCAUUGGCGUGACGAUGAAUCCUUUCAUUGGCAAAGAUGCCAAGCCCUCAAACAUCGGACCGCCCUUCGACAAUGUCGGAGCGUACGUGUUCGCUCCUGGAACUGACGAGAUCGUCUUGCGCGGUGCCGUCGGCGAGCUUUGCGUGGCAGGGAAGCUCGUUGGCAAGGGCUAUUUGAACAGACCCGACCUUACUGCCACGGCCUUCCCUUUCCUGGAGCGGCAUGGUGAACGGGUCUACAGGACGGGAGAUCUUGUUCGCCUUUUGGCUGAUGGUUCGGUGUCGUUCAUUGGCCGCGCGGAUACCCAGGCGAAGCUCAGAGGCCAGAGACUUGAGAUCGACGAAAUCGACUCUGUGAUCAAGUCGUCUGCGAACACAAUUUCGGAUGUUGCAUCCCUCGUUGUCAAGUCAAAGGAGGGCAACCGAGAAAUGCUGGUAUCUUUCAUCGUCAGUGAGUCGGUCCGGAGCAAGGAGCUGCAAGUCUCAACCUCUGGUGAUAGCCUCGACAUUGUCCAACGAGCAGAUCAGGCUUGCCGAGAUCGACUGCCAGGCUACAUGGUGCCCACACACAUAAUUCCGCUGACACACCUGCCAUUGACUGUCAACAACAAGGUCGACACGAAGCGGCUCGUCGCUCUGUUCGAAUCCAUGACAACUCAAGACUUGCAACAGCUGAAGGGCAGCAAUGCAACCCGUCGAGACCUACAACCAACGGAGCAAAAGAUCGCCGAAGUUCUCGCCCGUCUCUUGUCCGUGGAUGCCGGCGAUAUGACACCAGACUCGAACUUCUUCUCGCUCGGCCUAUCCUCCGUAUCUGCUAUCAACUUCGCCACAGCGCUCAAGCGGAAUGGUCUCAACGACGCCUCGGUGGCAAUGAUAAUGAAGCAUUCCACGGUCCAAGGUCUUUCCAGAGCCCUUUCGAGAGACAGUGAAGAAGGCCAGGCGGAGCGCAAUGCAAUCAAGCAAGCCCAGCUUACGAUUUCUGCUUUUGCGAGGAGACAUCGUGGGCUAGCAGCGAAGACCAUUGAAGUUGAGGCCUCUCAGAUAGAGGCAAUCGCACCAUGUACGCCACUCCAAGAAGGACUUUUGGUGGAAUCAAUGAAGAGCGAGCGUCGCCCUUACUUCAACAAGUUCUGGUAUGAUGCGACGAUGUCAGAUAUUGAUCGCUUGGUCGCUGCGCUGGAGCGAAUCCAGGAGCUCGUACCUAUGCUCAGAACGGUCUUCUUGAACACCGAUGAAGGCUUCGCUCAAGCAGUGCUUCGCGAGAUGUGCUCAGCUGUGGAAAUCUUGACAGUCGAUGAUGGCAGUCUCGAAGAAAUCCUACAUCAGCGAAGGAAGGACUGGGUCGAAAACGCCACGCAAGAUUUGCUACGACCGUUCGAGAUGUCUGUUGUGAAGACGGCCGAAAAGGCAGUGCUGGCUUUCCACGCGCAUCACGCCUUGUACGAUGGUAUCUCGUGGGACCUGAUGAUGGACCGAAUCGGACAGCUCUAUCGGGGGACGACCUCCGUUGACUGCGGACCAAGCUUCAUAGAUGCUUUGCCAUACGGGCCACUCUGCCAUCGAUCAGACGCAAAAGACUUUUGGCAGCAGAGUUUGCAGGACACACAGUUCGUUCCAAUCACCGCAGCAACCUACGACGCCAACGAUGGAAGUAUCUUUGCCACGAAGACGCUGCAAUUCGAGCCAAGACUGGAAGCCAUAAGACGGCACCUGGCUGUAUCUCACCAAGCAGUGAUGCAAGCGGCGUUCGCUGUGGCUCUGCAUCAACUUUGGCCACAAACACAAUCAUAUGGUGUCGUCCUUUCGGGCAGGUCCAUGAGCUUUGAUCGUGCAGAAGAAGUCGUUGGGCCAAUGUUCAAUACCGUACCGUACACCGUUGGUGUACAGGACACUGAUGACUGGAAGGAGCUGCUUCUUCGAUGCCAUCAAUCGAAUGCGGCUGUGGUACCAUUCCAGCAUACGCCUCUGAGGGAUAUCAGGAAGUUCUGUGGCCGACAUCCAUCCGAUCCAAUGUUCGAUGUCUUGUUCGUGUUUCAGCGACCCAACAAUACAGACGAGUCAUCACACCAAGGGGAUAUAUUCAAGCCCAUAGAGAUACAGCCAUCCGCAGAGUACCCACUUGCUGUCGAAGUCGAGCUUGACAGAUCGGACAACAUCGCCAUCACAAUCGCAGCGCAGAAGCAAUAUGCUUCCGAAGAUUCCUUGGACAAGCUUAUGCGAGACAUCGAGACAGCGCUGGGCUGCAUAGCUGGAGACAUCGACCAGAAGAUCUCGAAAAACUUCAACGUCGAAAUUCAACGCUCGAGUGGCGUGAUCACAAAAGAGACCACCCAGAUACCACAAGUUGACGGGACCUCAGACUUUGAAUGGAACUCGGAGGCCAAAUAUAUCAGGGAUUCUAUCGCCCAGCUAGCUGGCUGUGAGGCGAACGAAGUGUCAGAGAACACAGGCAUCUUCACCCUUGGCCUUGACAGCAUCGAUGCGGUAAAGCUGGGCUCGCGGCUGAAGAAGGCUGGACUCUCCAUACCUGUCAGCCAGAUUCUGAAGGCUCAAACAAUCCCGAACAUGCUUGAAGUACUGGGAAGCAGCAACGCCGAAGGUUUAGCCAGCCCUACGGACACCAGGCUUGCAAAUCUCGAGAGGCAACUGCAGGGCUUUCGAGAGGGUUUCGACGAAGAUGUCCAAGAUGGUAUCGAGCGGAUCCUGCCGGCAACACCUGGACAGGAGGCUCUCAUCGCCGACAUGAUACGUUCAGAGUUUCGACAGUACUUCAAUUCGGAUGUCUUGCGGCUCAGUGAUGAUGUGGAUGUCGACAGGCUGAGAGCGGCGUGGCAAGCUGUGGUUGACUCCUCACCAAUCUUGCGGACAUCCUUCGUCGAGGUCGCUAACCCAGACAUCGACGCCGUGUUUGCUCAGGUCGUGCGUCGCACUAGAAAGAUCGAAAUGGGAGAAUUAUGGCCAGGUACUAUCGAAGAGCUGGAUGAUUACAUCGGCCAGACACGAGUCGACGUGAUGGCCACUCUGGCGACUGAGCCACCUUUCAGGUUGGCAUUUGCGCACGCACAAGACCAGCGCUUCCUCAUAAUUGCCAUGGCGCAUGCUCAAUAUGACGGUCACAGUCUCGCGCUGCUUCACGAAGAUGUUGCGAAGGCUUACUCGGGGGAAUUGAAGCCUCGACCCAUCUAUGACGGGAUCAUCGAUUUGGCUCUGGACGCUACGACGAACAAGGCUCUGCAGUUCUGGAGAGAUACACUGAAUGGAGCGCAACUCACUCGCAUUAGUAGCGUGGAAGAGCCGGCCACCGCAAAAACCCAUCGCGCUGAACGUGUGAUCUCAACAACAGCCCCUGAAGCUCGUAGAUUCUGCAAGACACAUGGUGUAUCAUUACAGGCACUUACACAAGCUGCUUGGGCUCUUCUCCUGGCCAGCCGCACCAAGCAUCUCGAAGUCGUAUUUGGCAUCGUGCUUGCUUGCAGAGACAGCGAGGAGGCCGAGGCUGUCAUGUUCCCGACCAUGAACACGAUCCCAAUGCGAGCUUCCCUACAUGGGACGGGCGCGGAUAUGGUUCGCCAUGUUCAGGGAAUCAACAACGAUGCACGACCUUAUCAGCGAACACCUCUUCGUGCGAUCCAGUCUGCUUGUAGUAACGUUGUGGACUUUCCAAACUUGCCGGGUCCUCAGAGCAGCCUGUUCGACUCUUUGUUCAUCUAUCAGCAGAGACCUGAAGAUGAGGCUCAAGCCCAGCCGUCUCUCUACGAGUCUGUCAACACCAACUCGAACGUCGAAUAUCCUGUGGCGAUCGAAGCUGAAGCCGUGGGUGACGAACUCAUCGUUCGAGUUGCAUGCAAGAGCCAUGUCUUCGAUGAGCAUGGGACUCGUGGCCUGCUUCAGAAGUUUGAUCACGUCCUUGAACACCUCGUCAAGUCUCCUGAGAAAUCUACAAUUAGCUUCUCGAAUGAGUCUGUGUCCAUCUGUGGGCUUCCUGGCUUCAGAUUAAAAGACAACAUCCUGGAAGGGCAGACGAAGGACAUUCCACCUAUCGAUGACAACAGUCACGACGAAGUCGAACUCUCAGACGAGAGUGCCAUCCGCGCUGCUCUGGCUCAAGUAGCCAGGGUCCCAGAAGGCGAAGUCUCUUCUCACACGAAGAUGGAAGCCAUCGGCAUCGAUUCCAUUUCCGCCAUCAAAGUCACGGCGCUGUUGCGAAAGCAGUCAAUCAAACUACCAGUGAGCAGUAUCCUGAAGGCUCAGACUCCACGGCGAAUGGCGGAGCUGGUGGAAUCAAACAGUGCUACACCUGCCUCGACGACAACUUCGAGCGAGAUCAUUCAGAAACACCUCAACGGCAUCGAUGUCGUUCGAGUAGCAGAAGCCAGUGGCAUUAACCCUGACAAUGUGGAGUCUGUUCUGCCAGCAACCGCUGGACAACUCUACAUGCUCUCAAUGUGGCGCAAGACGGACGGCGAGUUGUUCUACCCAACGUUCAGCUAUCACCUCCGGACGUCUAGACACGACCACGAGAUCAAAGCCGCAUGGGAUCAAGUGGUCUCACGCAACGCGAUCCUCAGGACUGUGCUGAUCCCAGUAGAGGGAAAAGUACCUCUGCUCCAGAUCGUGUUGAAGCAGCUGCAUCAAGAAGCCUCCUCAUCCCAGCCAAUGGCCGAUUUUCAGCUCAAGAAGACAGAUGAUGGGUUCAUGGUCUCGUUAACGAUCCACCAUGCACUUUACGAUGCUGUUUCCCUUCCGCUCCUCAUGGAAGAGCUCGAGUCAGCGAUCGAUGGCACUCUACCUCCAGAACCUCGCCUCAAGUUCCCAGGGUAUCUGGCAAGCGCGCUCAGUGCUGAAGCUCAGGCCGCGAAGAAAGAGUUCUGGACCAAAUAUCUGCGAGAUGUGCAGCCGGCAGCCCUCACUCAUCCCAAACCUGCCGCUACUCGCAAAGUGCAGAUCUUCAAGCCACACGCAUUCACUUCGUGCGCAGACCUGGAGAAGUAUUGCAGAGCAUCUAGCAUCUCCGUGCAGGCUCUCCUCUUCGCCAUCUAUGCCAAGACCUAUACCAGCCACGCAAGCCAGGCGAAGGACGUCGUCUUUGGCAUCUACCUCGCCAACCGCUCUCAUCUGCCCGACUUGGACCAACUUGCGGCGCCUACUCUCAAUCUCCUGCCGUUGCUCGUCCGAUCACCCCGAACAGCAGACCUGGCCGAUAUGGCAAAGAAAAUCGACAAGGAUCUAAGAGACAUCGGCUCACCAGCAGCGUCAGCUGCCUCACUGGCAGAGAUCGCAGACUGGACAGGCGUCAAGGUCGACUCGUUCGUCAAUUUUCUCAAGCUACCCGAGCAGAACGAGAAGGCAGUCUCUAAGAACAACGGAACAACCAUCGAAACCAUUGAUGAAUGGACCGAGACCACUUCUCGUGUCGUCGAGCCUCAAAGACCAGGCAGAGAAUCUAUGCCUACCGAGCUGCGCGACUUCAAGCCGUCAGAUGCAUAUCAGCACGCCGUCGACGUCGAAAUCUCCAUGGCAAACGGGAAACUGAGCAUUGGGCUCUUCUGCCUCGAGGAGAUGCUUGGGCUUGAGGAGGCGGAGGAAUUUGUAGCUGAGAUGGUGAGGGAGCUUGAGGGGUGGUUGGAGGAAAGGACUGACAGGGUGUUUUGA